Molecule: messenger RNA, 987 nt
Organism: Penicillium lagena
Lineage: Eukaryota; Fungi; Ascomycota; Eurotiomycetes; Eurotiales; Aspergillaceae
Product: PhzF family phenazine biosynthesis protein
Exons: 3
Coding region: 1-987 (328 amino acids)
Biological process (GO): biosynthetic process
Cellular component (GO): cytoplasm
Molecular function (GO): isomerase activity
Source: RefSeq, a predicted model, not a curated record
AUGGCCCAUCCAAAGUUACAUCUCAAAUAUUCAGUACUUGACGUCUUCACGAACUGUUCUUGGUCCAAAGGAAACCCUCUAGCAAUAGUCCACCUUACCAAGGAGACGGCAGCGCAAAUUACUCAAGAACAAAAGCAGCUUAUAGCCAGGGAAUUUAAUUUCCAUGAAACCACAUUUCUGCAUGAUUAUUCCGACGGCGACGCAGCCGGACAGGAAAUCAGGAAGGAAAUCAACAUCUUCACCAAGCUUAUGGAGGUUCCAUUCGCGGGACAUCCCACGAUUGGCACUGCAGCUUACUGUUUCAAUCAUAUAUUCCCUGAGAUGUCGGAGGGCGAAACUUUGAUAACAAAAGCUGGUGAAAUAUCGGUACGACGAGACCCCGAUGGUCUGGUCGGUGCCGAAAUCCCAUGCCACAACUACCGUGUGCAUAGUAAAGGACUGGGGAGAGUGGAACGGCAGGCAAUAAUUCAGCAGCACCCAGAGCUACAAGGUCACGCAACAGCACUUCCUCCUGACUUUGGAGUCAUAAGUAUCACCAAGGGGCUAUUUUUCAUCCCGGUCAAAAUAGACUCGCUCGAGACUAUGGCUGCAAUACACCCCGCGAAGCCUCCAGACGUCACCCAUGUAUUAGACGAGGACUUUGCAGGGCCGAUCGGCGGUGGAGUUAUGUUCUAUUACGAGCUGUCAUCAACCGGCGAUUGCCAUCGGUUCAGGGUUCGGAGAAUGACUUCCGGAGGAGAAGAAGACCCGGCAACAGGCAGUGCUGCUUGUGCUUUUAGCGUCUGGCAGAGUCAAGCGAAAUGCAGAGGGAAUCCUGGGUCUGGCUUGUGGAAGAAGACAAUGAGGUAUGAGAUCCAGCAAGGAGUCGAAAUGGGAAGGAGAAGUGAUAUCAUUGUUGACGUUACACUAAACAAUGAUCUUCAACCUAAAAAAGUUGUUUUGUCAGGAUAUGCCGCUGAGGCCAUGAGCGGAACAUUGGUUAUUUGA